This is a messenger RNA of Paramecium sonneborni, 391 nucleotides long. The record is from the annotation of a GenBank genome assembly. Lineage: Eukaryota; Ciliophora; Oligohymenophorea; Peniculida; Parameciidae.
AUGAUAUAAAUUGGAUAAAAAACAAUUCAAAUCUGGCUGGUUAGACAUGGAUAAACAGAAGGAAAUAAAUUAUAGAUUUUAUAAGGAUAAGAUGAUGGAUAACUAUCUGCUUUAGGAGUAAAAUAAGCAGAAGCUUUAGGUAAAAGAAUUAAAAAGGAAAAUUUUGAUAUAGUUUUUGUUAGUGAUUUAGCAAGAACAAAAUAAACUUUUGAAUUAAUUUAAAAGCAUCAUGCAAAAUAAAUGAUACCAAAUUAUGAAUCUUUAUUAAGAGAAAAACAUGCAGGUAUAUAUAUCAGAAAUAUAAUUGGGUGUUUUGUAGGGAUAAAGUUUAACAUUGCCUAAAAAAUUAGCUGCAGAAUAAGGAGUGGAUAUUAGAUAAUUCAAACCUGAU